CUGGCUCGGCCCACGACUGCUGGGCAUUGGCCUCGACUGACGCCACCGGAACGGCGCAAAGCCGAGCGCCUCCGGCAGUCCGGUUUCCUUCCCGCCGCCCGCCGCCACGCGAAACCCAAACCCUCUCCACCAAUGCCAGCGCCGCCCGCAGCUGCCUGGCGCCGGCACGCCGCGGCGGCGGCAACCUCCACCACUCCCAGAACCCUCCUCCUCCUCCUCCCGAUCCUCCUCCUUUUCGUCCUCUACAGGGCCCCGGAUCUCACCUUCUCCGCCACCUCCACUGCCGCCACCGCCUCCUCCCGCCAUCUCCCCGGCCAGCUUCGCCCCUUCGACUGCUACUCCUCGCCGCAGGCCUCUCCAGUCUUCGCCAGCCUCGUGGAGGGUGUGCCGCACCCCUUCUUCUACUCGCUCGCCGACAUGGGCGCCCUCCCCGACCGGCCCCACAAGAACAUCGCCCGCCUCCUGAAGGGCAAGCGGUUCCGCAAGCCUGACAUCUCCGAGACCAUCCAGGAGCUGCUCGGCGGGAAGGUUGGGGGAUCAUCCAGUGGACUAGUGGUCGACGUGGGGGCCAAUGUCGGGAUGGCGGCGUUCGCGGCCGCCGUGAUGGGGUUCCGGGUGGUGGCGUUCGAGCCCGUGUUCGAGAACCUGCAGCGGAUCUGCGAUGGCGUGUACCUCAACCGGGUGCAGGACCGGGUUGCGGUCUAUCACGCGGCGGCUUCUGAUCGAGUUGGGAACAUCACUAUGCAUAAGGUGAUUGGCAGACUCGACAACAGUGCUAUAUCUGCAACUGGUGCAAAGUUAGCAUUUAAGUCUAAUGAAGAAAUUGCUGUUGAGGUUGCUACAAUCCCAUUGGAUGAAGUCAUUCCAGAUGCCGAGCGAGUUCUUAUGAUCAAAGUUGAUGUUCAAGGUUGGGAAUACCAUGUACUGAGAGGUGCAUCAAAGUUGCUUUCAAGGAGGAAAGGUGAAGCUCCCUACCUUAUAUAUGAAGAAGAUGAACGCCUGCUGCAGGCAAGCAAUAGUACUGCACAGGAGAUAAGGACAUUUCUCACUAGUGUUGGUUACAAUCACUGUACAUCACGUGGCACGGAUGCUCACUGUACAAAAGAAUAGACAAAUAGGUUUCAGACUAGUGCUUUGAUGCUCCUAAGCUGAGGGUCGAGUAUAAACAGCAAAGAAUCAAUUAGAAUGCCCUGAGCUAUAGCAAAAGCAGUUUUCGCCCCUUAGUCAGCCGAGCAGAGUUUUAGAGAUAUCAUGCAUCCAGUAGUUGGGUUACCUUUAAUUCCAUGGUUUCCUUUGUUUUUUUCUUUUUAGGUUAGUUUGUUGAUUGCUGGGUCUAUUGUCAUCAUAUGUUAUAGAUGCUUGGUCUGAUUGCAGAUUUAGCUAUGCUAAUGCAGCUUCUCUUAUUAAAUUCCGGUCGCUUCUUUUGAUUCAAUUUAUGUGUGCAUUGGACAUCUUGAAUCUUAAUGGACAUUUCCAGAAAUUAGUGCA
Phragmites australis (common reed) is the source of this 1488-nucleotide messenger RNA. RefSeq lists its product as uncharacterized. The record is from RefSeq and is a predicted model, not a curated record. NCBI's taxonomy places the organism in Eukaryota, Viridiplantae, Streptophyta, Magnoliopsida, Poales, Poaceae. The transcript is spliced from 2 exons. The coding region runs from base 133 to 1110 and encodes 325 amino acids.